Molecule: messenger RNA, 2285 nt
Organism: Heterocephalus glaber (naked mole-rat)
Lineage: Eukaryota; Metazoa; Chordata; Mammalia; Rodentia; Bathyergidae
Gene: Rph3al
Product: rabphilin 3A like (without C2 domains)
Biological process (GO): spontaneous neurotransmitter secretion; exocytosis; intracellular protein transport
Cellular component (GO): synapse
Molecular function (GO): small GTPase binding
Source: RefSeq, a predicted model, not a curated record
ACCAAACAGAAGGGGAAUUCGUUGCUAGGGCACCAGGGUAUCUCACAGAAGCCAUGGAAGAUUUGAACCGCCAGGUGUCCUCCCUGCCUUGUGUCUGCCUAGGUCUCUGCCUUGGUUGCCCUCUUCUUUCUUGCACUGCAGCCCAUCUUUCUGUUUCUCUGAACUGGACACGUCCACUGGCGAAAAUGACCCUCCAUCACCUAAAAAGAAAGGCCUGGCCCAUGCCCUCUUGGAAAACUUGUUGAAAAAGACCCCAGUUACUGUCAUUGUCUUCAUUUCACCUGCUGUUCGAAACUCAAUGGCACUGAUUCAGAUGUGACUCCUGACCCUGGCUGGGUGCUCUGAGCCAUGGCAGACACCAUCUUCGGCAGUGGGAAUGACCAGUGGGUCUGCCCCAAUGAUCGGCAGCUUGCCCUGAGAGCCAAGCUGCAAACAGGCUGGUCUGUGCACACUUACCAGACCGAGAAGCAGAGGAGGAGCCAGCGCCUCAGCCCAGCCGAGAUGGAGGCCAUCCUGCAGGUCAUCCAGAGGGCCGAGCGGCUGGACACCCUGGAGCAGCAGAGAAUCGGGUGCUCAGACCCAAAGCCUCCACGUCAUCCUGGAUCUCUCACCUGCCCCACCCCAGCCAUCGAUGCUGUCUCAUCCUCCUUCCCAGCCAUCCACAGCUGCCUACUGGCCUCCUUCCCUCUGCCUCCUCCCUGUUAUUCCAGCUUUCCACAGAAGCCAGAGCGGCUGGUGGAGCGGCUGGAGACCAUGAGGCAAAACGUGAUGGGGAACGGCCUCUCCCAGUGUCUGCUGUGUGGGGAGGUGCUGGGCUUCCUGGGCAGCUCAUCAGUGUUCUGCAGAGACUGCAGGAAGAAAGUCUGCACCAAAUGUGGGAUCGAGGCCUCUCCAGGCCAGAAGCGGCCCCUGUGGCUGUGUAAGAUCUGCAGUGAGCAAAGAGAGGUCUGGAAGAGGUCAGGGGCCUGGUUCUACAAGGGGAUCCCCAAGUAUAUCUUGCCCCUGAAGACCCCCAGCAGGGCCGAUGACCCCCGCUUCCAACCUUUUUCUGUGGAGCCAACUGAGCCGGAGCCCAGAAUCACUGAGACCGGCCGUGUCUACACAUGGGCUCGAGGGAGAGUGGUUUCCAGCAACAGUGACAGUGACUCAGAUCUCAGCUCUUCCAGCCUGGAGGACAGACUCCCGCCCUCUGGGACGAGGGACAAAAAAGGCAACAAACCGGUGGGGGAGGCAGGUGGCAGCAUGGAGUCUCCCAGGAUGGGGCUCACCCGCGCACCCAGCCACCUCUCGGGGAGCCAGAGCAGCCUGGCCAGGGAGACUGGGACAAGCUCUGCAGACCCACAGGGGCACAGCCUUCCCCAGCCUGAGCCCAGGGGCCCUGGCAAAAGACAAACCUGGGCGACUCCCCGCUGCUGAUGUGGCCUUCGAAGGAGGGUUACUGCGUGGAGCCAACUUGCCAGUGGGAGACUGAAACCAAGAGAAAGCUGGAGCCAGGCUGGAUCCUCCCCGACUUCUGAUUCAGCGAGUCAGUGUUUGGGGGCUGAGUCUAGUGCCCCCACCUAGUGCCUUUCUGCGCCCCUCUGGGGAGCCCUCCUCAUCCACCAUUCUCCCCUCAAGCUGUGACCUUUAUUUAUUGCCUCUCCCACACACACGUGUGUUUUGGUGGGUCUUAGGUUGGGCUGGAAGGGCUCUGGGGCCCCUCUUAUGAGGCCCCCUAUAUGCACUGCGGUUCUAGUAGGGCCACUGCACCGGUCCUUUCUGUGUUUGUAUUAAUGACAAGAAGAACUACAACCCUCCUGUACCCCUCAGAGCCAAGCUUAGUCCCUCAGGGUGAGUGCAGAAGCCCAGAGCAAGUGGGGUGAGGGAUAAGCCCACCCUCUCCCUGUCCCUCAGCUCCCCGGGGCAGGAGCACUGUCGUGCCUUCCCAGAGGACUGGCUUCUUGUUUGGUUUCUUUGAAUCCCUCCAUUGGCCUCCAGGUUUUCACUCAGCCAGGCACAUGGGUCCCCUAAGACAUUAAUUCUCUUCUCUUCAGUAGAUUGGGUUGGACAUGAAAAAACACUCAAUUCAAAGUGCAGUCAAAUGCUUCUGGAAACCCUCCCUGAAGAGAAAGUGUAUGUUGCUGUCCUUGCCCUCCUGCGCUUCCUGCCCUCCUCAUCGCUCCCUGGGACUGGGGUUUUCCAAGGGCCCUCUCAGCUCCAAACCCUUAGCUUCUCUCCCUUGCCACACUUCCCUGGGACAUGUUAUGCUUCAGAAUUAAAACAAUAAAGAUUAGAGUUUGCAUUGA